AUGACGAACCGGUUUGCGUUUGAAGCGGUGGAUCGCACGCUUCGCGAUAUUUUGGACAAUCUGCAUGAACCGUUUGGAGGCAAAGUGGUUGUCCUGUCCGGUGACUUUCGACAGAUUCUGCCAGUUGUGAAGAAAGGAACACCAGCUGAUAUUGUGGAUGCGUGUUUCAAGUCGUCCGACCUGUGGUCCCACUUCAAGCAAGUUCAUCUGACUGUGAACAUGAGAGUCCAGUGUGCAGAGAACCAAGAAUCCGCCGCAGAACUGGCUGCCUUUUCAGAAUUUAUUUUGGAAGUCGGAGAGGGUAGGCAUGAAGUUGAUCCUGACCUCGGUCCGGAUUGCAUCAAGAUUCCGCGUGUCAUGGUGAUCGACAAUCCUCAAUACGACCCAGACAUCCACGGAGAUGAGGACGGCAAUCAUCUGCCCGUUCCACUCGGGUUGAAGAAGAUUGUCGAUGCCAUGUACAGUGCAGAUGAAGUGAAUUACCCUACGGUGGCAACGAACGACUACUUCGCUCGCCGCACUAUUCUGACGCCGACCAACGCCGCUGUGCAGCGAGUGAAUGAGGCUGUCGCGGAUCGCCUCAGAGAAGCUCCACAAGUGUACCUGUCUACAGAUUCGGUUGAGGACGACGAGAGAGCAGGGUCAGCAUUCUUUGAGACAGAGCUCCUCAACUCGGUGAACAUCAACGGGGUUCCGCCACACAAGUUGAUCCUCAACAAAGGCAUCCCAGUGAUGAUGAUGCGCAACUUGAACCCGGACGCUGGCCUGUGCAACGGAACACGGCUUUGCAUCGUGGAAAUGAAGCCACCCGUCAUUCACGCGACUAUCAUGACAGGAACCCAUAACGGUAAGAAGGUGGGGAAGGCAUUUUCAUGGUCAUCAAGUCUUAAGAGACACCAGAAAACACACACGGGUGAGAAGCCAAUCCUGUGCUCUGUGUGUGGGAAAACAUUUGCACACUCAUCACAUCUUCAGAGUCAUCAGAUAACACACACGGGCGAGAAGCCAUUCCUGUGCCCUGUGUGUGGGAAGGCAUUUGCACAGUCGUCAACUCUUCAAAACCAUCAGAGAACACACACGGGCGAUAAGCCAUUCCUGUGCCCUGCGUGUGGGAAGGCAUUUUCACAGUCGUCAACUCUUAACAGGCAUCAGAAGCCUCAUGCACACGGGCGCAAGGAGUCAUUUAAUUGCUCUGUGUGUAGGAAGGCAUUUUCACGGCCAUCACGUCUUAAAAUACACAAAAGGACACACACUGGCGAGAAGCCGUUCCUGUGCUCUGUGUGUGGGAAGACAUUUGCUCAGUCAUCACAUCUUCAUAUUCAUCAAAGAACACACACGGGCGAAAAGCCAUUCCUGUGCCCUGUGUGUGGGAAGAAAUUUGCAAACUCAUCACAUCUUCAGAGUCAUCAGAGAACACACACGGGCCAGAAGCCAUUCCUGUGCCCUGUGUGUGGGAAGAAAUUUGCAAACUCAUCAAAUCUUCAGAGUCAUCAGAGAACACACACGGGCGAGAAGCCAUUCCUGUGCCCUGUGUGUGGGAAGACAUUUGCACAGUCAUCACAUCUUCAGAGUCAUCAGAGAACACACACGGGCGAGAAGCCAUUCCUGUGCCCUGUGUGUGGGAAGGCAUUUGCAAACUCAUCACAUCUUCAGAGUCAUCAGAGAACACACACGGGCGAGAAGCCAUUCCUGUGCCCUGUGUGUGGUAAGAAAUUUGCAAGGUCAUCACAUCUUCAGAGUCAUCAGAAAACACACACGGGCGACAAGCCAUUCCUGUGCCCUGUGUGUGGGAAGACAUUUGCAAAGUCAUCACAUCUUCAGAGUCAUCAGAGAACACACACGGGUGAGAAGCCGUUCGUGUGUUCUGUGUGUGGGAAGACAUUUGCACAGUCAUCACAUCUUCAGAGUCAUCAGAGAACACACACGGGCGAGAAGCCAUUCCUGUGCCCUGUGUGUGGGAAGGCAUUUACAUUUGCACACUCAUCACAUCUUCAGAGUCACCAGAAAACACACACGGGUGAGAAGCCAUUCUUGUGCCCUGUGUGUGGGAAGGCAUUUGCACACUCAUCACAUCUUCAGAGUCACCAGAGAACACACACGGGCGAGAAGCUAUUCCUGUGUUCUGUGUGUGGGAAGACAUUUGCACACUCGUCAACUCUUCAAACCCAUCAGAGAACACACACGGGCGAGAAGCCAUUCCUGUGCCCUGUGUGUGGGAAGACAUUUGCAAGGUCAUCACAUCUUCAGAUUCAUCAGAGAACACACACGGGCGAGAAGCCAUUCCUAUGCCCUGUGUGUGGGAAUACAUUUGCACAGUCAUCAACUCUUCAAACUCAUCAGAGAACACACACGGGUGAGAAGCCAUUCCCGUGCUCUGUGUGUGGGAAGAAAUUUGCAUUUUCACGGCCAUCACGUCUUAAAAUACACAAAAGGACACACACUGGCGAGAAGCCGUUCCUGUGCUCUGUGUGUGGGAAGACAUUUGCUCAGUCAUCACAUCUUCAUAUUCAUCAAAGAACACACACGGGCGAAAAGCCAUUCCUGUGCCCUGUGUGUGGGAAGAAAUUUGCAAACUCAUCACAUCUUCAGAGUCAUCAGAGAACACACACGGGCCAGAAGCCAUUCCUGUGCCCUGUGUGUGGGAAGAAAUUUGCAAACUCAUCAAAUCUUCAGAGUCAUCAGAGAACACACACGGGCGAGAAGCCAUUCCUGUGCCCUGUGUGUGGGAAGACAUUUGCACAGUCAUCACAUCUUCAGAGUCAUCAGAGAACACACACGGGCGAGAAGCCAUUCCUGUGCCCUGUGUGUGGGAAGGCAUUUGCAAACUCAUCACAUCUUCAGAGUCAUCAGAGAACACACACGGGCGAGAAGCCAUUCCUGUGCCCUGUGUGUGGUAAGAAAUUUGCAAGGUCAUCACAUCUUCAGAGUCAUCAGAAAACACACACGGGCGACAAGCCAUUCCUGUGCCCUGUGUGUGGGAAGACAUUUGCAAAGUCAUCACAUCUUCAGAGUCAUCAGAGAACACACACGGGUGAGAAGCCGUUCGUGUGUUCUGUGUGUGGGAAGACAUUUGCACAGUCAUCACAUCUUCAGAGUCAUCAGAGAACACACACGGGCGAGAAGCCAUUCCUGUGCCCUGUGUGUGGGAAGUCCUUUUCACGGCCAUCAGAUCUUCAGAGACACCGGAGAACACACACGGGCGAGAAGUCGUUCCUGUGCUCUGUGUGUGGGAAGACAUUUGCACACUCAUCACAUCUUCAGAGUCACCAGAAAACACACACGGGUGAGAAGCCAUUCUUGUGCCCUGUGUGUGGGAAGGCAUUUGCACACUCAUCACAUCUUCAGAGUCACCAGAGAACACACACGGGCGAGAAGCUAUUCCUGUGUUCUGUGUGUGGGAAGACAUUUGCACACUCGUCAACUCUUCAAACCCAUCAGAGAACACACACGGGCGAGAAGCCAUUCCUGUGCCCUGUGUGUGGGAAGACAUUUGCAAGGUCAUCACAUCUUCAGAUUCAUCAGAGAACACACACGGGCGAGAAGCCAUUCCUAUGCCCUGUGUGUGGGAAUACAUUUGCACAGUCAUCAACUCUUCAAACUCAUCAGAGAACACACACGGGUGAGAAGCCAUUCCCGUGCUCUGUGUGUCCAUUCAAUUGCUCUGUGUGUGGGAAGUCCUUUUCACGGCCAUCACAUCUUCAGAGACACCAGAGAACACACACGGGCGAGAAGCCAUUCCUGUGCUCAGCGUGUGGGAAGGCAUUUGCACAAUUGUCAACUCUUCAAACUCAUCAGAGAACACACACGGGCGAGAAGUCAUUCCAGUGCUCUGUGUGUGUGGAGGCAUUUGCACACUCGUCAACUCUUCAAGACCAUCAGAGAACACACACGGGCGAGAAGCCAUUCCUGUGCCCUGUGUGUGGGAAGGCAUUUGCACAAUCGUCAACUCUUCAAGACCAUCAAAGAACACACACGGGCGAGAAGCCAUUCCUGUGCCCUGUGUGUGGGAAGGCAUUUGCACACUCGGUAACUCUUCAAGACCAUCAGAGAACACACACGGGCGAGAAGCCAUUCCUGUGCUCUGUGUGUGGGGAGGCAUUUGCACAGGCAUCAACUCUUCAAAACCAUCGGAGAACACACACGGGCGACAAGCCAUUCCUGUGCCCUGUGUGUGGGAAGGCAUUUGCACACUCGGUAACUCUUCAAGACCAUCAGAGAACACACACGGGCGAGAAGCCAUUCCUGUGCCCUGCGUGUGGGAAGGCAUUUGCACAAUCGUCAACUCUUCAAGACCAUCAGAGAACACACACGGGC
Lethenteron reissneri (Far Eastern brook lamprey) is the source of this 4314-nucleotide messenger RNA. RefSeq names its product zinc finger protein 585A-like. Gene Ontology annotation, molecular function: DNA helicase activity; DNA-binding transcription factor activity, RNA polymerase II-specific; RNA polymerase II cis-regulatory region sequence-specific DNA binding. NCBI's taxonomy places the organism in Eukaryota, Metazoa, Chordata, Hyperoartia, Petromyzontiformes, Petromyzontidae. Gene Ontology annotation, biological process: regulation of DNA-templated transcription; telomere maintenance; DNA repair. The record is from RefSeq and is a predicted model, not a curated record.